GAGGGGCGGGGCAGGAAGCAGAAGUGAUGUGAGCAGUGGCCUGGGUGAUGAGCUGUGUGGUGAGCCUGCUGGGGGCUGACACCACCAUUCCGGGAGCGUCUUCCGGGGAGAGCGUGUCUGCGUAGAGCAUCUCCGCACAGAACUCCAGCUUCCGGAGCCCAGACGCCCCCCCCAACCCCCGUCUCUGCAGCUCCAUGGGCGCCCGCCUGUUCCUCCCGGGCCUCCUCCUGCUGCUGCCCACGCCCACCCCGGCGCCCUGCCGCACGGCCACCCGCAAUGAGUGCCGGAGCAACCGCGUGUUCGUACCCGGCACAGCGCUGGCCGGGGAGGGCGUGGACGUGACCACCCUCAAGCGCUCGGGCUCCUUCCCGGUGGACACAGAGAGCUUCCUGCGCCCCGAUGGCACCUGCACCCUCUGCCAGAAUGCCCUGCAGGAGGACGCCCUCCAACGCCUGCCCCUGGCACUGACCGGCUGGCGCGCCCAGGGCUCAGGCUGCCAGCGCCAAGUGGUCAGGGCCAAGGCCAGCUCCACCGAAGGCGUGGCCAGGGAGGCGGCCAGCAACAUCCGCAACGACUGGCGGGUGGGGCUGGAUGUGUCUCCCAAACCCAGCGUCAAUGUGCAGGUGACCGUGGCUGGCUCGCACUCCAAGAUGGCCAACUUCGCUGCCCACAAGACCCACCAGGACCAGUAUCGGUUCACCACUGACUUGGUGGAGUGUCGCUUCUACAGUUUUCACCUGGUACACUCUCCCCCGCUCCACCCCAACUUCCAGAGGGCCCUCAGCGACCUGCCCCCCAACUUCAACACCUCCACAGAGGCUGACUACCUCAGGCUCAUCUCCAGCUACGGCACCCACUUCAUCCGGUCCAUGGAGCUGGGAGGCCAGAUCUCGGCCCUCACUGCCCUGCGCACCUGUGAGCUGGCCCUGGACGGGCUCACGGCCAGCGAGGUGGAGGACUGCCUGGCCGUCGAGGCCCAGGUCAGCAUAAGCGGCCGCGCCAGCUCUUCAUCAGAAUUCAAGGCCUGUGAGGAGAAGAAGCAGCAGCACAAGAUGGAGACCUCCUUCCACCAGUCCUACCAGGAACGCUUUUCCCAAAUAGUUGGGGGCCACCACACCUCCAUGGGCGACCUGCUGUUUGGGACACAGGCCGGGCCGGAGCAGUUCUCAGCCUGGAUGAACUCACUGCUGGACAGACCCGGCCUGGUGGACUAUACCCUGGAGCCCCUGCACGUGCUCGUGGAGAGCAAAGACCCCCGGCGGGAGGCGCUGAGGCAGGCCGUGAGCAAGUACGUGAUGGACCGGGCCCGCUGGAAGGACUGCAGCAGGCCCUGCCCCCCGGGGCAGCGGAAGAGCCCCCACAACCCAUGCCAGUGCGUGUGCCACAGCUCGGCAACCACCAACCAGGACUGCUGCCCCCGGCAGAGGGGCCUGGCCCGCUUGGAGGUUAUGAACUUCCAGGCGACAGGCCUGUGGGGAGACAACUUCACCCCCACAGACGCCUAUCUGAAAGUCUUCUUUGGAGGCCAGGAGCUGAGAACCAACACGGUGUGGAACAAUAACCACCCCAAGUGGAUGACGCGGCUGGACUUCGGGGACGUGCUCCUGUCCAUGGGGGGGCCCCUGAGGGUGCAGGUCUGGGACCAAGACAAUGGCUGGGACGAUGACCUCCUUGGCACCUGUGACCAGAAAGCACAGACUGGCUCCCAUGAGGUGAGAUGCCACCUGAACCACGGUCACCUGAGAUUCUCCUACCAGGCCAAGUGCUUGCCUCACCUGGAGGGGCCUACCUGCCUGCAGUAUGCCCCCCACGGUCUUUUGGGGGCACCUCCAGGAAACCGGAGCGGGCCAGUGUGGUGAGCGCGGUGGGCCUUGACAGGGCCGGGGGACCCAGCCUGGACCAAAGGGGGUGUCACGGAGGGAGCCAGGGCCUAUCUUCAUAUCCCCAUUAGACAGAUGGAAAACUGAGGCUUACUUUUUUUUUUUUUCAAUGAAGUGGCUGAAUUUACAGGUCAGCCCUGAGUCUGCUGUCCAAACUGCCUUAGCUCUCUGAAGUUCUCGAGCCCUAGAAAUGAGCUCAGCCACAGCUUGGGUCAGGAGCUGGGCAGAAGGCCAGGAGGCCCUUCCUCCCAGGCCACUUGAUGUCACUGAAGACCUUCCCUCGCAGCCCUUGCCAGCAUGCGGAAUUCUUCAUCCCACUGGGUCUAACCCUGCCUGUCGCGGCCGCUCUGCUGGCUCUCUCUUCUUUGCCCAGCCAGCUUUGCCCCUCAGCCAAAUCCGGGACUAUCUGGACCUGCCCGUGUGUGCACAGCCUGACAGAGGACUGAUGCAUGUGCGGUGAUGGUGGCCGUCGUGGCGGUGGUCGUGGCAGAGGAGAGGGCUGGGACCAAACACGGUCCCAGAGACCAACGUCUAUAUCAGCAACCCUACCCAGCAGGACAGGUGGCUCACCCCACAGCAGGCUGGGAAUCAACAGACUUGCUUUCGACUUUCGUGGGAAACGUGGGGACCCAAAAUAUUUUACUUCCCUUGUAACUCUUGAUUCAAGACACAGCAGCACAGACUUGGGGGUCAAAGGCAACAGCAUUCCGCUCCCAGCCAGGUGGCCGCAGGGAACGGUGAGGACUAUAGUGAGCUGAAGGGCACGUGAUUUUCAAGGGGGGGGGGUGGAGCUCUGCCCCCGCCAAGCGUUCCCGGGCAGGAAGGCUGGAAGCGCUUUGAAUUUCUGAAAGUAGCCAGAAGCCCCAAAUUAACUUCUCUACUUGUUGGCAAUGCAGUUCACUUUGUAAAAAUAAACCUAUGUACAAGUCAAA
This is a messenger RNA of Ailuropoda melanoleuca (giant panda), 2812 nucleotides long. RefSeq names its product perforin 1 (gene PRF1). Gene Ontology annotation, biological process: immunological synapse formation; T cell mediated cytotoxicity; defense response to virus. The transcript is spliced from 3 exons. NCBI's taxonomy places the organism in Eukaryota, Metazoa, Chordata, Mammalia, Carnivora, Ursidae. Gene Ontology annotation, molecular function: wide pore channel activity; calcium ion binding; pore-forming activity. The record is from RefSeq and is a predicted model, not a curated record. Bases 195 to 1859 code for a protein of 554 amino acids. Gene Ontology annotation, cellular component: membrane.